AUGACGGUGAAAUCAUCGACAUGCCCCGUUUCCCACAAGACAGGGCAAAUCCUCCACGGCGUCGAACUUGCGCGGCAGUUGACACCUGACACUGGCAGUGAGGAUGCCACUCCAUCGGAAUAUGUCGAAUGCGAACUUGACAGUAUCGUGCAUGUAAUGGGAAUCUCGCGGCCGGAACGUAUGAGCUUGGAAGCUGUCUUCGGCGAUCACAUCACCACUCAUGGCAAACGACGAGAAUUCCUGUAUCGAAGCAAUGCGAGCCAUUUUCUCUUGGGUGAUCUGACUAGCUACUACGUUGAGAAAGAGGCGCUGCAACUGUUAGCUGGGUUGCUUCAAUUCCGCUCGUCCGGUUGGGUCUCCUCCGAAGAACACCUCGCACACGCCUCGCAAGCAAUUGUAGCAGGAUAUGUCUCUAAUACAAAGAAUCAACAGGCCAUUUCGCUCGCUGGCUUCCGUCAGACAAACUGGACCAGCCUAUUCACUAAUACUGUGAGGAUGGAUGGUACCUCAUUUGAUAUCCGACUGUGGAGGUUCUUAGAGACACACAAAGCAGAAGAAUGGGGUCGCUUCAUCACCCCAACUUCAAUCAGGGCCUUGGCAGAUACCGCCAUGGAAAUAACUGGUCUGUUUAUCAGCUCCCGCAUUACUUUGCGCACUCGGACCAUUAGCAUCUAUGCCAAUCCUGAGACACCAGGAAGGAUCAAUUCAGUGUUUGAUGAAUAUACCGUGGCUCUAGGUAUAAGUACUGAACUGGCUCUCCCCGAGGAAUCCACCAGCGAAGCGAAUGGCCCGCUCAUCUCUAGGCUGUCUGACCUGAUCUUGUAUAUUCACGGUGAAGACCAACGGUUGAUUACCGAGGCAGCUGAACAGGUCAUUCUGGCAUGGAAAUGGGAGCAAUAUGAUAAGAAGCUUGAUGACGCCGAAGUACACUCUUUCUCUUUUUCAGACCAUGAUCAAGCGCGUAACUCAAUGGAGGCUAUGGUUAGUGCUCUUAUGGUCCAAACAUUUUCGCGCGUGGCCGAAGGUGCGCCCAACUUCAGUACCUGGCUCGUGGAGAAUCAGCAGCACGGGUGGUCCGGCAAGGAUUUGGAGAAUAUUUUGUGCCUAACACUGCAAGACCACAUAGGACCUACAAUGUUGUGUUUUCAAAAUGCUGAUGACUGUAAUACCUCCGAAAGUCGAGAGGCAUACUGGAAGGCCAUCGCCAAAGCUUAUGGCUUUACAGAAAUGCGCGCCAGACUUCUUAUAACAUCAAGGAGACCCGACGCCUUGAGGAAAGAGCUCCAGCUCUGUGCUCCUAACAUGACCCUACACUGCUACAGGGUGGGAUUGAACAAGCCGGAAUACUGGGAACCAAAAGACUAUCGCAGCAAAAUACUUAUCUCGCGUUUCUGUCCCUGUGGGUACGGAAAGUCUUACAUGCAAGCCCGUUCAAGAGAACUCGCAUCGAUGGACUAUGGUGCUCUCUGUGCCAUCAUGAAUAUUAUCUCAACUUAUACCGGAUGGCCAGAAACAACAUCAUCACAGACACACGCGCGAUUUGAUCGGUUCUUCAGACGUCUAUCUGUACGCAGCACGCCUGCGAAUGUCCUCGAUGAAAUUCUACGGACUAUCCCAGAUAGCGCUAGGCUUCGUUCUAUACUCACAUGGAUUAUUUGUGGGUACCGACCACUGACUUCCCAGGAAUUGGCAAUGUUUUGUCGCUAUCAGUCAGAUUCAGAAGCCAAACAGCCAGCCAUGAAUCACGAAUUCACAACAGACCACUCAGAAAUAACCACCUGGAUGAAGGGACUGCUGGAGUCUGACAAGAACCAAGUCUGCAUUCGUCAAGAGACAUUGAAUAUUUUCGAAACCGAUGGUGAUUACCUAUGGACUGAGAUCCGGUCGUCGGGGCCUCAGUGGACCUGCUGGUUCCUGUAUCGCUUUCUGACUUCGGCGAGGAUUAAGAGGCAACUCCUAAGCAUUUACAAUGAUUAUCAAGAAACGGUUCGGUCCUCCAAGGAGCAUAUGACUCCACCAUUGGUGUCAGAUGGUCGGGAUAUUGUCUAUUAUGCGACCGAGUCCUUCCCGUAUCACUUAUCCAAGGCCCCCCAAGUACUCCAAGAAAUCGCACCGAUCCUUCUAGAACGCAAUGGGCCGUUGAGCGCCUGGAUGAAAGUUUAUUGGGCCAUGCAGAACCCAUUCUCCAGACCACGAAUGUGCAAUCUGGACCCUGGAGGCGUAUCCCUUCUGACACUGGGACUCCAAAGUUUUAGACUGUACGAACUUCUGAGUCAAAGUGGCUAUGAGCUCCCUGUCAGAGUAGGAGGGCUCUCUGAGGCCAUGCAGGUAGGGGAUAAAGAUGCUGCUCUUUAUUACCUGAAAGAGUCCCAUGAUUUGCUAUCCGUUUGGCUUCUCUGGAGAGCAGGUUUCCUCAACAUGGGACGCGUGGUGGAUACCCUUCAGAACCUUGGGAUGACCCCCAAUCCUCUCCCCGAUCCUACUAUUUUCUAUCCUUCCCCGCUGUACCUAGCAUGCAGACUCGACCAUUGCCAGAUUGUACAAACCCUACUGAGAAGUGGUGCCGACAUUGAUGUUCUUAUGGAUGGUCAUGUGGGCAUCAUGUUCAAGGCAGCUGCAGAAGGGGCUGAUGACACCAUCCGGGCAAUCGCGGCUGUGCAACACACACUCUUGGAUGCGCCUCGACCAUACACACCCCUCUAUGCGGCAUGUUAUCGUGGUUUGUGGAAAACAGUGGAAACGCUGGUACAGCUAGGCGCCAGCGUCGAUCUCCAAUGUGAUGGUAAUGAUACAGAGCCAGGCUGGCAACCUCUAUGUAUUGCUGCCUUAUAUGGUUAUCCCAGAACUAUCCGAACUCUCUUGGGGAAUAAGGCUGAUCCGGAUCUGAGGGGCCCGGGUGUCAAUAUCACGGCUCUGUCGCUGGCAGUUUGCGAGUCAGGGGUUCCGGAAUGUGUUCGCUUGCUUCUCGAUCAUGGUGCGAAUCCCAACCACGAGCUUCACAAACCUGUCUUUCCAGUGCUUCUGGCCCAGGAAACGACGCAAUUGGAUGCCAAGCUUGAGAUAUUGGAUAUUCUAGUAGACCACUCUACCCCAGUCGAUGUCAAUGCUGUCGACUGCUUGGACCGGGCUAUGACCCCUCUGAUGUAUGCUGCAGCAUCUGGGGAUCGCGAGCUUGUCGUGUGGCUAUUGUCGCACGGGGCAAAUAUGGCCUUGGUUGAUUGUAAUGGACAAAAUGCACUGUUUCAUGCAGUUGUCGGGCGACAGGACUCAGUCGUGCAAGUCCUGCUCGAAUGGGGCUCUCCACUCAUAGAGAAAAACGCGCAGGGGACUACAAUGCUUCAACUUGCCAUCGAGAAAGUACAGAUUCUGCAUCUCUUGUUGGAAGCGGGAGCUGAUCCGGAACUGGAAAGCAGCGACGGGUCGACAACAAUCAACAAAGCUGCCAGCCAAGGCCAAGCGGAGUCUAUCCGUGUGCUCAUUCAGCGAGGUGUGAACAUUCAUCACCGGGACCAGGCGGGCUGGAGUCCUGUGCUGGAUGCUUGCGGAACCUCUCCCAAUGAAGAAGUUGUACGCAUCUUGAUGGAAGCUGGGGCUAGAUCGACAGACACGACCCCCGGUGGGCAAACUCCUUUGCACCAGGCUGUGAUUAAAGGCCGACUAGACAUUCUCAAGGUAUUGCUUGAAUAUCGUAAUGUCCUGGAUAUCGACGCACAAGAUAGUGAGAAGGACACCGCGCUUGCGGCCGCUGUCCGAUGCAAUGAACUUGAAUGCGCUGGCGCGCUCAUUCGGGCCGGUGCAAACAUCAACCAAGAAUCGGAUAAAGGGUGGACAGCCUUCCUCUACGCGGUGGCCUUGGAGCGACCCCCAAAGUUCAUUGAUCUGCUUCUAGCCCAGUCAGGCUCCCAUAUUCAUCGCGUCACAGAAGGGUGGGGAGCAGCGAUUCACCUUGCCUGUCAACAUCUACACCUCGACACGGUUAAGAAAUUGAUAUCCCAUGGGGCAGACGUCAACCAGCAGAUCACGGGGCCUAAUUCUACUCCUUUGAUCUCCAUAUGCAGCCCCCGACCUUCGGGAACAAGGAAUCGCCAGGAAAACCUCGAGCGACAGGAUUGCCUGGUCCGCGAACUGGUUCAUCAAGGGGCCGACAUCGCCGCGGAGCACAGCUUUAUUGUUUAUAACCCUCUUUCAGCUGCGUGUCUCGGUAGAGGUGUUAGUAUCAUCAAUUAUUUGCUCUACAAAGGCGCCUCGCCCCAGCUUCGAGAUCCACUGGGUCGCCUGGCAAUCCACUUUGCCGCUGCCAACGGGCUGGAGAACUUCGAGGCCAUACACCACGCCGAUCCCAAUUUUCUGGUGGCUCCAGAUAAAGGCAACAAGAUUCCUCUCCACUGGGCGGCGCAAUUUGGUCGCGUCCGAACCGUUGAGGCAAUCCUGAACUAUGUGAGUCUCCCGACAGAGCGGCGACGAUACGUUAAUGAGGCCGAUACCGAUGGCUGGACUCCGCUCUGUUGGGCACUUCGGCCCACCGAGUUGCUUUGGGACCCUAAUAUGCCCUCCGAGCCUGCCAACUAUGCAGAGACCGUUCGCUUCUUGCUGGAGAACGGAGCGGAUGUGACGCUACGCUGCCGGAUGAGCAGUGAGCAAGACUUGUAUACGCCAUUCCAGUUAGCCCUUCUGCACGACGCCGGUGAUGAAGUCAUCGAGCUUCUCCAAGAGUCUUUGGACAGUAAUGUUUCUGAUAGUCAGGAGAGGCCAGUGGGUAUGCUAAUCCGGCCGUCUCUUCACCCCAAGUGUAUCUAUGGGAUUGCCUACGACUGUACCAUCUGUCAGAACUUCUUGGCCUGUCGAAAGUGCUACGGUCAAAUAGGCAUUUACCUAGGCGACCGGCCGGUCCCCGGACCGAAAGCGCAUGUACACAAGUUCCAAUUAUGGGACAGCAGGGAGCCAGAAUUCCAGGGCAUGUCCAUGCAGGGAUCCUUACCUGAUAUUGAGGAAGGUCUAUACUCGGAACUUGUCGAUCCAGAGGAGUCGGACCAAGCGCCGAAUAGUGAUGCCGGCAGUGACGCAAAUGAUCUUUUUUUAGAGGAUCCUCCUGGGUCUGUCGGUAGUAGCACAUCCUCUGGAUAUAGAAAGGAUGAUCAAAAGGGGUUUUGGUAG
Aspergillus niger is the source of this 5154-nucleotide messenger RNA. RefSeq lists its product as uncharacterized. The transcript has 7 exons. Gene Ontology annotation, molecular function: protein binding. The coding region runs from base 1 to 5154 and encodes 1717 amino acids. The record is from RefSeq and is a predicted model, not a curated record. Lineage: Eukaryota; Fungi; Ascomycota; Eurotiomycetes; Eurotiales; Aspergillaceae.